AUGGUAGAGACAGAAAGUGUAGAUGAUGUUAUAAAACGAACUUACUUCAACAUAUCUGGAGAUGGUGGUGCAUAUAUUGGACCUAGAAAACUUCACGAAACCUUAAAGCGAAAAGGAGGGAUCGUACCGAGUGUCUACAAAAUAAGGAAGUGGAUGCAAUCAAAUGACACAUACAAUCUUUUGAAACCUGUGAGGAGGAGAUAUAAACGUUCAAAGGUUGUGGUUUCAGAACCGUAUGAGAUGUUUGAUAUUGAUCUUGCUGAUUUGAGUGCAUUGUCAUCUGAAAAUAAUUCUUUUAAAUUUUUGUUGAUUGUUAUUGACAUAUUCACUCGAAAGUUGUGGGUAGAGAUGCUCAAGGAUAAAAAAGGAAAAGAAAUAGUUGCUGCUAUGAAACGAAUAUUUCAACGAGGAACCAUUCCAAAGAAGAUCAGAUCAGAUUCGGGAGCUGAGUUCAAAAACAGAUGGUUUUCUGCUUUGAUGAAACAAAACAACAUAUAUCAUCAUAUAACUUUGAAUACCACCGUCAAAGCCAACUAUGCAGAACGUGUUAUCUUAACUUUGAAACGUAUGAUGUAUCGUUAUUUCUCACAGGCAAGAAACCAUCGAUAUGUUGAUAACCUACAAGAUCUCGUUAAUAGCUACAACUCCACACCACAUCGAUCAUUGAAUUAUACAGCACCAAACGAAGUGAAUGAUGAAAAUAAAGCAGAUUUGUGGGCCUACAUGUAUCUGAAACCUACAAAAAACAAACCAAUCGAAACUCCAAAAAAGCGAACACCUAACCGUUUCAGUCUAAAACUGCAUGAUAUGGUGAGAAUUAGCCAUUUGAAAAAAGUAUUUCAGAGAUCGUACGAUCAGCAGUGGAGUUCUGAAAUUUUUAAGACAUACCACCGUUUUUUAAAACAAGGCAUCCAGUAUUAUAAACUAAAAGAUUUUCUCGAUUUUAAGAUUUUGGGUAACUUCCAAAUUGCAGAACUCCAGAAAGUAUACAAGAGCGCAGACGCUUUGUGGUACGUUGAAAAAAAAUUGAAGAAAAGACGACGCAAAAAUAAAAUCGAGUGGCUCUGUCGGUUUGAAGGAUGGCCACCAAAGUUUGAUCAGUGGAUAGCAGAAGAAGAUAUAGUGGAGUAA
Mytilus trossulus (common blue mussel) is the source of this 1131-nucleotide messenger RNA. RefSeq lists its product as uncharacterized. Gene Ontology annotation, molecular function: nucleic acid binding. The transcript has a single exon. NCBI's taxonomy places the organism in Eukaryota, Metazoa, Mollusca, Bivalvia, Mytilida, Mytilidae. Gene Ontology annotation, biological process: DNA integration. The record is from RefSeq and is a predicted model, not a curated record. Bases 1 to 1131 code for a protein of 376 amino acids.